AUGGCGACUGUUACUAGCGUGGCCUUACCCCCCACGCAAGGGCCUGUCGGGUCUGGAAUGCUCGACGAGAGUGCCAUUGACAAGGGAGAAUCUAACAGUUCACCGACGGCCUCCGGACGAAAAAGAAAGUCCUCUUCCGGUGGCCCGCUGCAGCAGCCUUCCAUUUCCAGCAAAAAUGGUACCGUUCGCCAGAAAAUCACUCGAGCUUGUGACUCGUGUAAAGUCAAAAAGACUAGGUGCACAGGGACGCUGCCGUGCACUCGGUGCACGCGGCUGUCGCUCUCCUGCAAUUAUAAUGCAGCCUACUCCAGAGGACUUCCUCCCGACCCACUCCCUGCAUCGCCGGACCCAGGUGAGCCUGCGGCCACGGCUGCCGGGUCUGGUACUUCAGAGGUUGGUCGUACGUUCAGGGGCUCGCGUUCGCGUGCCACCACAGCCGCUGUGACGGCUAGGGAACCUGUCAGCAGCCAUCAUGGCUACCUAAGCCAACCUCACGGGGUAUCAUUGCGUAACUCCCCCGAGCCGGGUUCGACUGACUUUGAGGGCAACUACAUCGGCCCUUCCUCGGGAGUAUCGUUCAUCAAUCGCGUUUGGAGCAGAUUGCACCAGGAUGAGAGGGCGCAUAUCCCUGAUGCGCUGCAAAAUGAGUCUUCGACGAACACCGCCGUAUUCAUGUUUGGCGAUAAGCCGUACUCGCACCCUCAGGAUGUGGAUUUUAUGCUGCCAUCAUUUGAGACGGCGAUGGAGCUUGUCGCGGUAUAUUUUGACUUCUCAAUGGUGACCUACCGCUUUUUGCAUCGUGGAAGCGUGGAGAACUGGGUGAAACAAGUAUAUGAGAGUCAUAUCUCGAUAUCGAAUCUGCCAGUGGGGGUUAUGGUAGCCCGAACGGCUAUUGUUCUGAUGAUUUUUGCAGUGAGCACCCUUCAUCACAAAGAUCCACCGCCAACGAACGGGAUCAGUCAAAGUGAGCGCUGGUACGCGGCCUCAAAGUAUAUGCUAUCUCUUGAGUCGGGGCCUCCACGCUUGGAGACAAUUCAAGUUAGACUCAUCCAAUGCCUGUACCUUUUAUCAUCGUCACGGGCCAACGAGUGCUGGUACUCCUUUGGAACAGCAUUGCAAGUUGUAACAGCUCUUGGAUUGCACCGAAAGUUUCCCGUGAAGCUAUCAAAGAAUGGAUGCUCCCAUUUUGAGUUGGAAUUGCGGAAACGCGUCUUUUGGAGCGUUUACACUUUGGAUAAGUACCUCAGUAUCAUGUUCGGACGGCCUCGGCUACUUCAUGAUGAGGACAUUGAUCAGGAGUUCCCGGGCGAAAUGAAUGAUGAAGAUCUGCUGGAAGAGGACCCGACACGGCGGACAGGAUCUACAGAUAGCAUGAUGAUCGCAUCUGUCCUGCAUUACCGCCUCGGUCGAAUCUUGGGCGAAAUCUCUCGACAACUGUACAGUAUCAACCCUCUUUCGCGGGACUCUCCACUUGAAACAGCUGCCCGCCUCACAUCUGAACUGGAAAAAUGGAAAGAAAGCGUACCCCCUCUCUUCAACAGCGUUCGACCAUCCAGUCUAAUACCGCCCCUCUGCCGACAAAGCCAGGUUCUGCAAUUCGCCUACGCCCACGCCAUGAUCCACGUUACUCGUUCAUUCCUCCUCAAUGACUUUACCGACCUCAGCCGUCGACCAAGUGACCCCCAUCCAAUGGUCAGCGCUCAUGUACAAAAGUGUAUCUCCGCAGCUGAAGAUAUCAUGACACUGGUCGACGACCUUGCGCAACAGAACAUCUUUGUUCAAUCAUUCUGGUUCACCCAUUACGUCACAUUUUGUGCUAUCUUAGUCGUCUAUAUCCACAUCAUCCAACAACAUCGCCAGGCAACGGCGCCGAGUCCAACAGCAGGAAGUCCCACUGACCCUGGGAAAUUGCAUUCUUUGUUCCUGUUAGCCGAAGCCUGUCAGCAAUACUUGGCGGAAGCUACUCGCAAAAACUGUCCUAGUAGGCGGUACAGCAUUAUUCUUGGUGAACUAAGGAAAGAAGUCCAUCGCCAUAUUGGCUCAGAUGAGCAGGCUAGCAUUGGAACUAUACGAACAGUAUUUGACGAUAAACAGCUUGUUGAACAAAGGGCGAUAGCUCCCAAUACCGUCGAGCGCACCGUCUCCUUUGAUCCUCCGAACCUGGAUUUCCAGUCAAUGUCAGGUGGUCUACCAUCAAGUGACUUGGGUGCAUCUCUUAACGGUGUGGAUGACGCCGGACUCCUUGAAAACCUGGAGGGUUCAAUUUGGUGGGCGCAGCUUGAUUCCUGGGCUUUAUCGAGUUUCCCAAAUGACCCGUCUGCGUUUGACUUCUGA
Penicillium subrubescens is the source of this 2334-nucleotide messenger RNA. Its product is annotated as Zn(II)2Cys6 transcription factor. Gene Ontology annotation, molecular function: zinc ion binding; DNA-binding transcription factor activity, RNA polymerase II-specific; sequence-specific DNA binding. The transcript is spliced from 3 exons. NCBI's taxonomy places the organism in Eukaryota, Fungi, Ascomycota, Eurotiomycetes, Eurotiales, Aspergillaceae. Gene Ontology annotation, biological process: DNA-templated transcription; positive regulation of transcription by RNA polymerase II. The coding region runs from base 1 to 2334 and encodes 777 amino acids. Gene Ontology annotation, cellular component: nucleus. The record is from RefSeq and is a predicted model, not a curated record.